AUGAAGCGCAAAAAGUUGCGGGAAUGUCUGGAAGCUGGCACGACGAUAAGGCGAACAACCAAGGCGGCGAACUCACUCGUUCCCCCAAAAGACAGAUUGACUGUUGAAGAGAAGACCAUCUACGAAGGCAAACUUGAUCUUCUGACUCGGUGGAAUGUACUCAUGCUACACUCUGUUGCGAACUAUGAAGACUUACUAUGGCAUGCUUGGGGCGAUCGGGUCGACGUUGACAGCGACGAUUGGCAAUGGGGCCGACAGAAAGUUCUCGGCUAUAAUCGAUUAUUCAAAUCCAGAACUCUCGCUGCGGUCAAAGACUUUGUUGCCAAGCAACUCGAGGAUGAUACAAGCUUGCGUGGGAUGGAGGCCGAUACCUACGCAACUCAUAUCGGUGAGCAGUUCAGCUCUUGUGAUUGA
Molecule: messenger RNA, 414 nt
Organism: Dissoconium aciculare CBS 342.82
Lineage: Eukaryota; Fungi; Ascomycota; Dothideomycetes; Mycosphaerellales; Dissoconiaceae
Exons: 1
Coding region: 1-414 (137 amino acids)
Source: RefSeq, a predicted model, not a curated record